This is a messenger RNA of Pristis pectinata (smalltooth sawfish), 1580 nucleotides long. RefSeq names its product histone chaperone asf1b. The record is from RefSeq and is a predicted model, not a curated record. The transcript is spliced from 4 exons. Gene Ontology annotation, molecular function: histone binding. Gene Ontology annotation, biological process: DNA replication-dependent chromatin assembly. Gene Ontology annotation, cellular component: nucleus. Bases 136 to 741 code for a protein of 201 amino acids. NCBI's taxonomy places the organism in Eukaryota, Metazoa, Chordata, Chondrichthyes, Rhinopristiformes, Pristidae.
GCGCGCAAUGUGAGCGAGGCGGCGGGCGAAGGGGAGGCGGAGGUCGGCGCCCGGCGGAGGGCGGCAGGCGGCGGAUCGCGGGGGCCCCGGGUCACCAAGGCACCCAGUUUUCCCACCUCUUCACCCCCGUUCGCUAUGGCCAAGGUGCAGGUGCUGAAUGUGGUGGUGCUGGACAACCCGUCUCCCUUCAACAACCCCUUCCAGUUCGAGAUCACCUUCGAGUGCAUCGAGGACCUGCCGGACGAUCUAGAGUGGAAAAUCAUCUACGUGGGCUCUGCGGAGAGCGAGGAGCACGACCAGGUGCUGGACUCGGUGCUGGUGGGACCUGUCCCGGCGGGACGUCACAUGUUUGUGUUUCAGGCUGAUGCCCCAAAUGCAAGUCUCAUCCCAGAUGCUGAUGCAGUUGGUGUGACUGUGGUUCUCAUCACGUGCACAUAUCGAGAUCAAGAGUUUAUUCGUGUUGGGUAUUACGUAAAUAAUGAAUACACUGAUCCUGAAUUAAAGGAGAACCCACCAAUGAAACCAGACUAUGCCAAACUCCAGCGAAAUAUUCUGGCUUCAAACCCAAGAGUUACCAGAUUCCACAUCAAUUGGGAAGGUGUCAGUGAAAAAAUGGAAGAUAUUGAGAAUGUUGACCCAAGUUCAAAUGCAAUGCUUCCUCCCACCUGUACACCCCUGAAGGGACUUGGAGCAGGAAGUGCACUGAGUAUAGUUCCAGAGAACUCUAUGGACUGCAUGUGAAACCAACUGGUGAAUAUGUGUUGAAAUGGACAUGGUUUUUUUACCCGGGGUUUGUUAGCUUUUGGAGUUAAUUGAGAGGAGCAUUUGUCAGACUUCAGUGUCCCAGAAGGCCUUAAAUCUACAAGUGAGGGAGUGACAAAGGUAGGGGCCAAGGUGUACAAGUUUCCAUUCUGGUUCCACAGCAAUUGCAGUGGUUGUAACUGCCAUAGGUGAUCUACAAUGAGCUGGUUUCUUUUGCCCAAUGAUGAUAGUUAUUGGUAAAAAUGCAGUUGGCAUCUGUUGUAAAUUAGCUGGAAAUAAGUAUCUACAGAACUUGUUUAUAGUUUUUUUUGCUGUGUAGGUCCAGGAAAGGUUGGUGGGGGGGGUGGGUUGGAAAAGUCUGAUUUGUUAAAUAUGUUCGAUACCUCUUCUGAUGGUCCCAGGAGCUGGUCAUUUCCAGAGCUUCAGUUACCAACUGACUGAGCUAUUGCUAGUUGCCUUGUGCUCUCAGCAAUGACUUCUGGAACUUUCAAAGCAAGUGGAGUCACUGGUAUUCAAAAGGCAACCCCACAUAAUCCAAACCAGGAGUUUAAGUUAGCUGAAUGAAUGUCAGUUGUCCAGCAUAAUUGUUUUCAGAAUCUCAAUGAGGAAACUAUUUUGUAACUUUUAAUAUUGUACUUUGUAAAUCGUGAUCCAAACCUGCCUGCAUUGACUCUUGGAUAGGAUAAUUAAAUGCUAAAAUUCAAAAAUAUAAGCUUUAUAAAACAUUGGUUUUGAAAACAGCAACCAUUUUUUACAAAUGUUAGUGAUGUAGAAUUGUAUUGUCUUGCUUUGCCUGAAUAAAAGCACUUGUAAAUGCA